Molecule: messenger RNA, 1719 nt
Organism: Necator americanus (New World hookworm)
Lineage: Eukaryota; Metazoa; Nematoda; Chromadorea; Rhabditida; Ancylostomatidae
Exons: 16
Coding region: 1-1719 (572 amino acids)
Biological process (GO): cellular response to calcium ion
Cellular component (GO): plasma membrane
Molecular function (GO): calcium-dependent phospholipid binding
Source: RefSeq, a predicted model, not a curated record
AUGGCUAACGCAUUCCUUCCUGCCCAACCAUGUUCCAGGAUUUAUCUUACAAUAAAAGCCAAGAAACUAAAGGACAAGGACACCUUUUCGAAAAGCGACCCUCUCUGUGUUGUUUACCAAUACACCAAGAAUCCUGAUCGAAAUGGUGAAUGGACAGAGCUAGGACGCACGGAAGUGGUCUGGAACUGCUUGAACCCAGAAUUCGCAACGAAAAUCCUUUGCGACUACUUAUUCGAGGAACGUCAGAUGGUGAAAUUUGAAUUAUACGAUGUAGACAGCAAGUCAAGCGAUUUGUCCAAGCAUGACUUUCUUGGAUACAUGGAAUGUCAUCUGGCCGAAAUAGUCGGAGCACGCAUCUUCACCAAGGAACUGGGUGGUCUCCGAGGAUACUGCGGUGCGAUCACAAUCUCCGCGGAAGAGGUCGACGAAGGAGCAAGAGAAGAGGCAGAAUUCCACAUGCGAGCUUCAAAACUGGAUAGAAAGGAUAUUUUUGGAUCAUCUGACCCAUUCCUUAGGAUAUACAGAAUAAUUGAGGAUGGAAGCCGUCAGCUUACUCAUCAAACAAAGCACUUGAAUAGAACGCUAAAUCCGGAAUGGAGCAUAUUUCGUGUCAAUUUACAAAUGUUAUGUGGAGGAAAUAAGCAGAGACCGUUCUUGAUAGAAUGUUGGGAUCAUGAAAGCAAUGGGAGUCAUCAGUUCAUUGGCUCGUGUAUGACUUCAGCUGAAGAAAUCCUCUCUGGGCGAAAAACUUCAAUUCCUCUUUUCCAUGGAGGAUCCCGCGGUGGACUACUGUGUUGUGUUUCACAUCGGAACUCUGGCAUUCUUCACUUCACUCAUUUCCAGAUUAUCGAACGAUAUACAUUCCUGGAUUUCAUACAAGCAGGAACUCAACUUGAUUUCACGGUGGCAAUCGACUUGACAGCUUCGAAUGGGGAUCCAAGAAAGCCGAGUUCCUUGCAUUACAUUAGUAACAAAGCACCAUCUCAAUAUGAAGUUGCAAUCAGAGCUAUGAUUGAUAUUUGUCAAUAUUACAACAAGGCAAACAUUUUCAACGCUUUCGGAUUCGGUGCCAUCAUUCCUGGUCAAAGAAAAGCUUCGCCCAUUUUUAAUCUGAAUCUCUCCCAUAAUGGGGAAGCCUUUGGGCUGCAAGGCGUUCUAGAAGCGUACCACCAAUGCGUCCCUAUGGUACAACUUUACGGUCCCACCAAUUUCGCACCAGUUGUGUUGGAUGCGGCGAAAAGGGCUUCAGAAACUCUUGAUGGAACUCGCUAUCAGAUUCUGCUAAUAAUCACAGAUGGAGCGAUCUCCGACAUGGCGAAUACUAAGAGAGCCAUCAUUGGUGCGUCAUUUCUUCCACUUUCUAUCAUUAUUGUUGGUGUUGGAAAUGAGGAUUUUGAGAGCAUGGAAGAACUGGACUCAGACGAUUCGCUCCUUGCUUUUGAAGGCAGACAAGCUCUAAGGGAUAUUGUACAGUUCGUUCCGUUGCGACAAUUCCUCCGUGGACCAGUCACUGGUGUGGAAAGCGAAAGAGUAAUGUGGUUGUUAGCGAAGGAAGUUCUAGCAGAAGUCCCCCUUCAGCUUACAUCCUACAUGGAACUGAACCGUAUCUCACCGCUAAAACAGACAGAUGACACCGACGGCUUGGAAAUGACCUUCACGGCAAACCUACAAGACCGCGAGCAUCACUAUCCAUAUCCCACUGCACCUCCUGAUGCCUGA